Formica exsecta is the source of this 1095-nucleotide messenger RNA. RefSeq lists its product as uncharacterized. The transcript is spliced from 4 exons. The coding region runs from base 192 to 659 and encodes 155 amino acids. Lineage: Eukaryota; Metazoa; Arthropoda; Insecta; Hymenoptera; Formicidae. The record is from RefSeq and is a predicted model, not a curated record.
ACGGAGUGUUUAAAAUCGAUUCGGAGCAUCAGUGCAAGACUCUAACCAGCAAACCAGCUCAUCAAAACCUAACCUAAACUUGAACCUAACAUUAAGUUGAGAUUUGUUAUGAGUUGAUUUUAUUAAUAACUUAGUUUACGCGACCAGUAUGAAAGUACCGCUAUCAAACUUGGUAGACUAUUUUAUGAAACAUGGGAGAUAAAGAGCAUCAUGUGCACUUUAGCGGCGGAAGUGGACUUGGAAAAGAUAAUAAUAUUAUGAUACAGCCACAGAGACAUGGCCACAUUGAUGCUCACUUAGGAUUCUUGCAAUUGCAUCAUAGAUAUCACAUAGAAUUCUCAGUGCCAUGGAACACAUGUAUUCAUCCAGGAAAAAAAUUGAUAGCUCCGGCAAUAAUUGCAGAAAAUCACAAUGCAAACUGUCACAUUAUCGAUCUCGCACAAGAAAAAGACGGUUUAAGAUUGAAGAUAGAGUUGCUGGCAUAUAAAGAAAAGAUAUUAAAGGAGGAAGUCGAAAUAAUGUGUUGUUCGUCGGGUACGCCAUUGAAAAUUGUAUUGAACUCACGUGUUUUGGCAAAGAAUAAGGGCACACCAUUGUUGAGAAAUGGCAUACGCAGCAUUGCUAUAGAAGGAAUGGACGAAGACGAAGUUUCUGAGUAAAUCUGCUUGCUUUCGAGCUCUCGAUGGUAGAUAUUUAAGCGUUGAGCUUUGCCGAGUUAAGUAUUAAAAGUUCAAACAAAUAAACAAUCAGGCAGAAUUAGCAUUCCAGAGUGGAUAACGCAAUAGUGAAAAUUGUACAGAAAGACCAAUGGAAUGUUGCGAAAGAUAAAACAAUCUGCCUACUUUUGCUAUUCUUAAGCAUACGUCACGCGCGAGAUGCCUGCAAAAGCUAUGAUACCACUUAUCGUCUGCUAAUUAUAUGUAUCCACAGGUUAUAAUAAGCAAAUUAUAUUUUAUUAUCGUUUUAUAUCGACUGUCAAUUUUCAACGAAAUUUGCGCUAAAUGAACACGUUUAACAAGGCACUAAAUCAUUUUGUAUUAAUGUAUUCGUCAAAAAAAUUAAGAUUAAUUAUUCGAAUAAAUCAAAACGAUAAAA